AUGUCUUCUCCCAUGAUGAGAGCGUUGGCCGCCGCCGCCAUGUUGGCGAUGGCUCAAGCCCAAGGUGUCAUUCUCGCGGCGCAAGGCCCCAACGGCCCUGCCAGCCCAGGACUUCUGGUUGAUCCCAACAAGAACGACGCAAACAUCAUCAACCAGAAGGAGAUUGUCACCAACGUCGUCAACGAGUGCGGUCGAACCAUUCUCGCGGGCAACAUCGAUAUCGGCGAGACCACAGAGGCCCAGCUAGGCAACAACACCGUCACGAAAGUCACCAAGGGCUCCAACGUCGAUGUCACCAUCGCCCAGGUCAGCGCAGACGGCGCCGGCCCGUACAGCUGCGAUCUCGACUUGACUAGCAACGCAAACGGAGCCACGGGUCAGACGAAGCUUCAGGUACAAGAAGCAGGGGCCCAAAGCGGACAGAUCAAGCUCAAGGUCACGAUGCCGGACGACUUGGCUUGCGUAGGAGCCUCCACUGGUGAUGUCUGCACCGUCCGCUGCUUCAACGACAACGCAAAGGGCCCCUUCGGUGGCUGCUUCGCCGUCCAGCAGACCGACAUCACACCCAAGCAGAACACCCCCGGCAACAUUCCCACCGCCCAGACCCUCGAUGGUGUCUUGAAGCAGAUCCAGCAGAACGUUGUUGACCUCCCCGCCGCCGUCAAGUCGAACCAGGAGGCCAAGACUCAGGACGAUCAGGGUGUUACCGCCAUUAAGGAGCUCCUCGGCAACAAUGCCACUCAGGAGGCUGCUGGCCCUGCCGGCUCCGGCGCCAACACUGGGAACAACAACAACAACAACAACAACAACAACGGAAAUAACAACAACAAUGGCAACGCCAACGCCGGCAAUGGCAAUGGAAGACAGAAGGGCAAGAGCAACCGCAAUGGCAACAACAAUGCCAACAAUGGCGGUGCAGCGGCUGGCGGCAACAACGCCAACGCCGGUAACAACAAUGCUAAUACUGGCAACACCAAUGCCAACACCGGAAACACCAAUGCGAAUACUGGCAACACCAACGCCAACACCGGGAACAACGGAGGCAACGGACGUACCAGAGGCAAGAACAACAACGGCGGUGCUAACACCAACGCCCAGAACGGCGGCAACACCAACGGUAACGGUAACGCCAAUGCCAAUGCCAACGGAAACAACAACGCACUUCCGUUGGCAACUGUUGGAAAGGGCAACGGAAACCGCCAGAACCAGCAGAACGGCAACAACAACAAGCGUGCCGAGGCACCAGAGGCCAUGCUCCGCACGCGCUGGGCCAGGAGAAACCUUCGCCGCCGCGCCGACUAA
This is a messenger RNA of Colletotrichum godetiae, 1302 nucleotides long. RefSeq lists its product as uncharacterized. The record is from RefSeq and is a predicted model, not a curated record. Lineage: Eukaryota; Fungi; Ascomycota; Sordariomycetes; Glomerellales; Glomerellaceae. The transcript has 3 exons. Bases 1 to 1302 code for a protein of 433 amino acids.